UAACAAACCAAAUUGGGUUGGGUUGAUCAUAUCGGGGUGUGUAUUCUCAUAUUGUUAUCUACUUCUGAUACUGUUUUUACGUAUUAUUUAGGAGGAAUGUACAUUAAUAUCAUCAGCAGGACUGAUUGAUAACCCCGGUUGAUAACAUAAUUUGGAUAAGGCUCCAUAUCAGAAGAGACUGAACUGACCAAGCAACAGACAUCAAUUAACCAAGACAUUGAUGGCGCAUACUAGUACCAGCAGCAAGGAGACCAGGAUGAGGAAGAACAACAAUUUAGAUGGACUUGCAUGGUCAUGCUGUGGUUCCAAACUAAUGAACAAACCAGCUGGUAAGAAUAUGAUGUAUGAACCAACAAACAUUGAACACAUUGCAAAUUGCAUUACACAUGGGCUGUGGAUCAUCCCAAGCUGCAUAGGUUGCCUAUGUAUGCUCCACCAAUCUACCACCGAGCAGCACAAGUACUCUGCCAUUAUAUACGGCCUUUCUCUCAUUUGUCUCUUUAGUGUGUCCACCAUUUUUCAUCUUGUGGCCUGGAGUGGGAAAACAAGCACUCUACGUUUCUACCUGCAUGUGAGUGACAGAGCGGUGAUCUACUUGUUUAUAGCUUCAUCAUAUACACCUUGGCUAACACUUCGUGACAUGGGGUUCUUAGGGCAGACAAUGCGUUGGUUUAUCUGGGUGAUGGCAGUUCUCGGGAUUUCUUAUAAUUACUGUUUCUAUGAAAAAUAUAAAAAGCUUGAAACCUUCUUCUAUUUUGUGAUCGGAUUUUUGCCUGCUAUAUCCAUCGUCUUGACAACAUCAUUGUCAUCUAUCAACACAGACGGUUUGUCCGAAAUGGCUCUCGGUGGACUGAUCUACGUCCUUGGAACAGCGUUCUUCAAAAGUGACGGAAUCAUUCCAUGUUCUCAUGCAAUAUGGCACCUGUUUGUCGCAGGCGGCGCCUACGUUCAUUACUAUGCGGUCACUACAUACUUGUACAUUCCAAACUCCGGUGAAACAGAUUAAAAUUGAAUUUUGGGUAUAAAUCAGGUAUGCCAUACAAAGCAGAGUUUUGUUGCUAAGGUAUCACUAAACAAUUGUCAUUCUAAAUUUAUAUCUAGUUAAGUGUGUUAUUAACUGGUAGGGUAAAUGAUAUUAUAUAAACAAAAACAGAUCUAGAAAAUAUAGGUAAGCCAAAAGGUGAACUAAUUAAUGCGCAAUGCCAACAAAGAGUCAUUGAUUCUAAGUUAUAUUAAUGAGAGAGUGAAUACAAAAUAUAGAAAGAAGCGAGGGAAAAGUGAAGUGUGGUGACUGUUUUAAGGAUUAUAUUUCAGUAAUGUACCUGUAAUAGGCAAUUGUGUGUGUGAACAUUCCAUAAUUCUUCUCAAUGGUUUGUUUUUGCAGUGUCACCCUCUAGUGGUGACAGUAGAGAGUACAGUAGAGAAUUGAUAUUUUCUAUAAUAAUUUAAUGUUAAAUAGUUCAGGUUUUAAUACAAUAUAUGUGGAUUUGUCAGCCAACACAAGCCAUGUUUGUAGAACACAGACACACACAUUCCUGGUCCAGUUCUUGGUCAGUUUAUCAGUUUAAUUGGCACUCCAUAAACAUAUAUUAUAAAAUAUUUAAAUGAUAUAUAAUAAAAUACAGACUCUUAUAUUGACAUUUCUUAACCUUUAGGGACUGUCAAGCCUCAAGUUUGGGCUUUUUAGGGGUAAGGACACUUUUGCUACGAUUAUUAGGGGCACCAUUGAUAUAAAAAGGGCAUUAAGACGAGUGUAUCACAAAAUAACUCUUAAUGUAUUACCAGAGGUAUUUUUGAGGAAAUUUCAGAAAGGACUAUUUGACAGUUAUUCUAUUUAGAAGUACAACAAGAUGAAAUAGAAUGAUAUAUUUUUAGCUUUUAUUAAAUGAUAUUUUUAGCUUUUAUUAAAUGGACAGUGUAUAUAAAUUUUAGUUGUUACACAUGAAUUUAUGAUAGGUAAGUGAAUUCAUUAUAAAUAUAAAAGGAAUAAAUAGAAUAAGAACUAUUUAAAUUUUAUUAAUGUUUUUCUAAAUAUUUUCAUAGAAUAUUAGAUUAAUUAAUAGUGAUUAAGUUUAAUAUAAUAUGUAAAGUUGCAAUCUGGUUGAAAGAUAAAUAAUUCAGGAGUAUAUUUUGAUGCCUUGCAAUAUGUACAAAAAUUGUAUUCCAAAUUAUAAAUAUUAUUUUUGUGUUAAUUCAAGCAUUAUAAAAAAAAAAAUUAUUUUUAUGAUUUUUAAUAUCUAUUAUUGCUUGCAUUUAUCUAUAGCUCCAAAAACUUAUAUAGUUAAUUAUAAUUAUAAACAACGGUCGCAAAAAGAACAAAGGUCUGGAAAAAUAUAAUAACAUCAGUAAGACGAGAAUUUUUAUACGUUGUUUUGCAAACUUCUAAAUUAAUUUCUUCUUAUCGAGUCACUACAUAGCUAAUGCAUAUAAUCUAGCUUACGUAGUCUGGUAGAAGGAUUCGCAGGUAGGAUGGAUACCUGACAUGAGCUGCGACAUAAACUCUCCUUCUGUGGCCAAGUUAAUAAGAGGGUGGAUACAAAAUAUAAAAAGAGAGCAAAGGAAAAGGUGGUGGUUUAGGAAUGUAUUUCAGUAAUGUUACCUGUAUAGGCAAUUCUGUGUGAACAUUCUUUAUUCCUUUCAGUGGUUUGUUUUUGAAGUGUCGCCCUUUAGUGGUGUUUUCUUUUUUUUUAGUUUUUUAUUUUUUUUUCUUUAAUAGUAGAAUAUCAGAGUUUAUUGUCAAUGAAUACAACAGCUGAGAUUAAUGUUUUCUAUAAAAAUUUAAUGGUAAAUAUUUCAGAUUUUAAUAUAUAAUAUAAAAUUACUGACGUGUCAUAAACAACUUACAGAGUUAGCGAGAAUUGUAAUUACUAUAGGUCUUUCGUUAAAACUGGUUCAAUUUAGUGUGAAAGUACUGUAAUUGUUGUGAUAACAUGCAAAGCUCUGUCCAGGUGGUUGUAUGCCCAUAUAUAGUCGUGAUGUGCCUAUAUAUGGUCAUGAUGUGAUGUCAUCAUGACCAUAUUUAGGCGUGUCACAUGUUUUUGUAAAAUACAAUUUGAUAGUCUGGACAGGCCUUAACAGUCAGAUUGAAGAUGUUUCUCCUUUGGACUCACCUUGAUUUGGUGCUUACACAAAUUCAUCUUAAAAAAAAUGACUAAUUUCAUUCCAAAUCACUAUAUUUAUAAAAGAACUUAAGGAGGUGCUAGAGUAUGAUUCAGAAACUGAUAGACACAAAGGAUAGAAAUAUAGAUAACAUUAUAUAAUGAUAUGUUAUACAUACUGGUACUGGGACAGCUAUAGAUAAUUGCAUGUGCUGUAGAUUUAUUUAUUAAAAAUAAUGUAUGCCCUACUCUGUUUAUACCCUUACACCUUUGAACUGUUACUGUGUUCUCACCCCUUCAAAUAGAGACACCUCCCUUCCCCUUAUAUAAUGGACAUCCGUAAUAUGGACAUUUCUCUCAUAAUGGACAAUUCUUUGAUGGACAGCCUUCUGCCUUACAUUACCGUUUGUUCACAUGGUAUUUAGAGGCUUGUUUGUAAUGCAAAGGAAAAUGUAUAACCAUAAAGCUUCAUCUUACUGACACACUUUUGCCUUAUAACACUUUUUGUCGAAUGAUGUGAACAUGUAGCUACUAUAAGCGCCUCUUUACAGCGGCUGAGGUAGUUAAAGGCCACACCCAUAAACGAUUCACACAAAGACGCUGCAAGUUAUGGGUUAUUCUUUUAUCUUGUUUGUGGCUAGUAGGUAUUGUUUUUAUAGACAAAUAUUUAUAGGACAGGAUGUUACUUAGAAAUAAAAUUUGUCAACGUGUUGAUUGCUGUUAGAACAUUAUGUAAAUAAUAACUAAACACUUUCUUUACUGAAAUUAUUAAUAUUACUUUACAUAUUUCUAUGAAUUGUAUCUUUAUAAGCGUAUUUAGUAUCAAUUUAUAUAUGAUAGUGAAUUUAGAUGGACCAGUUGCAAUGUUAUUUCAUCAGGGACAUAUUUAAGUGAAUAUCAAAAUAAUACCGCUACAGGAUUCAAGAAUUCAUUAUUAAUUGGAGCUGUGGUUUGGUAGAUGCAACCUGUCGCACACUGUGUCGGCAGACAACGCAAUGCAAUGAGACGGCAAGGCAACAAGACAUAUUGUGCGAAUAAAUGUUUUUCAACAAAGAUCUACUCGGACUGUUACUGUAUAAACGGUCAGCGAAUCAUACAAGCACUUACACAGACCGCUGACGAAUGUGUCAAUGCAUUGUUUUUAAUAGUAUUUAUCGCUGUUGUCAUUUUCAUGUUUUGCUCGCUUUUUACAUCACAUAUUUUACCUUACUAAACUUCGUUUUUAUUGUCUGACAAUUUUUUAACUUCUUUCACUAUUGUAUCUUGUUUAUAAACUUGCGAUUUUGGUCAAAUGAAUGAAUGAUUGAAUUGUGUGCGGGGCAGACAAAUUUGUCAAUGUAUUGUUGUUAAUAGUUUUUAACGUUGUUGUCAUUUUCAUGAUUUGCUUGCUUUUUACAUCACGUAUUUUACCUUUCUAAGCUUUGUAUUUGCUCUUUGACAUUCUUUUAACUUCUUUUACUCAUGUAUCGUAAGUUUGGUCAUAUGGAUGAAUGAUUGAUUGAUUGAUUGAUUGAUUGAUGGAUGGAUGCGCAGGGUAGAUAAAUAUUGUGCAGAGGUAAUGAUAGUAUUAUUAAUCCACAAAUUGAUACUUGUAUACAGUAUUUAUAAAGCAUUAUGUAGUUCAAUUCUGUGAUUGAUAAGUGUUCUCGCUGUUGGAUAUAUAUAAAAAAAAGAUGACAUGUAGAUGGUAGUUAAUUUGUUGUAAUAUAUAUUUACACAAUGCAAUUUGUAUUUAACACAUUUUCAAGUCUAUAAUAAAGUACAAGGCUCCCUCUAAUUAAAGACCAUCGCCAAUUAGAAACCACUUCGGUAUUCCUAAAUUAACAGUGUUUGUGUUACCUUUAUUAUUCUAAUAUAGAGACCAAAACAGUAAAGACCAUAGAACAUGUCUUUGAUUGGAGGGAGACCUGUAUAUUGGUGGUAUCUACAUAUGUACUGUACUAUGAAGAUCAUAGUGAAACUAUGAACAAUAUGAAAUGAAACGUUGUUUCACUUUGAUCUUUAUGUAAUGAUUGUUAUCAGUAUCAUAACCAUUAUCAGGUCAUUAGAAAGUUCUUCUCACUUACUGAGAACUUGAUAUAACAGUAUAUACAACAUAAAAUUGAACUUGUUUUAAAUUCUGUUAGUAAGAGCUCAAUGAAUUUAUAACAUGAUCUGGUCGUCUUAUAUCUCUGUAUCGCCUAUAAUAAUGAAAGUAAAUUUAUAAAAUUAAUUAUUUCUGAUAUCUGGUUGACAGAUAUCGAUGUCUGAUUAAGAUUUGGUGAGAAGAGUUGUUAAUAAUUCAAAACUUGAAUAAAGUUGCGUGUUAAUACA
Molecule: messenger RNA, 5411 nt
Organism: Anneissia japonica
Lineage: Eukaryota; Metazoa; Echinodermata; Crinoidea; Comatulida; Comatulidae
Product: monocyte to macrophage differentiation factor-like
Exons: 8
Coding region: 221-1006 (261 amino acids)
Cellular component (GO): membrane
Molecular function (GO): pore-forming activity
Source: RefSeq, a predicted model, not a curated record